AUGGAGCUCAAGCCUGGUCUUUCGGCUUUAGUCACUGGCGGAGCAUCAGGCAUCGGCAAGGCGCUUGUUCUAGCCCUUGCAAGCAAAGGAAUUUUCAUUACAAUAAUCGAUUUUUCUGAUAAAGGAAACCAAGUUGCGUCACUUGCCGGUAAUGAAAUUUCCAAGUUACAUUCUGAACUGGGAUUUCCGCCGGCCAUGUUCAUCAAAGCUGAUGUCACUAACACAAAUGAACUUUCUGCGGCUUUCAAGAAGCAUUUUGAGACGUAUGGAGGAUUGGAUAUCUGUAUUAACAAUGCAGGGAUUGGGAGUCCGGUUCCAUUUGAUAAGGAUGAUACUGAUGGUUCUAAAUCUUGGAGACUCACCGUUAAUGUCAAUCUUAUUGCAGUUAUUGAUUGCACCCGUCUCGCUAUUCAAACCAUGCAACUGGCUAAAAAGCCUGGUGUAAUCGUUAAUGUUGGCUCUGCAUCAGGGCUCUACCCAAUGUACGCUGAUCCUAUCUACUCUGCCUCUAAAGGGGGUGUGGUUAUGUUCACCAGAUCCCUCACUCUUUACAAGCGUCAAGGGAUCCGUAUCAAUGUGCUUUGCCCUGAGUUUGUGCAAACUGAUUUGGCCUCAAAAUUGGAUCCUAAAAUUAUUGAUCUAAUUGGAGGCUUCUUACCAAUGGAAAUGGUAGUGAAAGGCGCUUUUGAGCUUAUAAGUGAUGAGACUAAAGCUGGAUCUUGCUUGUGGAUAUCUAAGCGAAGGGGCUUAGAGUAUUGGCCAACUCCUGCAGAAGAAGCAAAAUAUCGCGUGCGCCCUUUGACACAAAGGAGAAAGUCUUCAUUGAUGUCUCCAUUAAGUAUUCAAAUGCCCCAAAGUUUUGAGAAGAUAGUUGUCGACACAUUGAAUCACAAUUUCCGUAGUGCUACUAGUGUAAUACGUGCUCCGUUGAGAUUCCCCCUCAAACCAGAUCAUGUGCUUUUGAAAGUCAUUUAUGCCGGUGUUAAUGCGAGUGAUGUGAAUUUUAGCUCAGGACGGUAUUUUAGUGGAGAUAAAAAGGACAUCGAAUCCCGUCUUCCAUUUGAUGCUGGCUUUGAGGGUGUGGGAAUAAUCGUUGCUGUAGGUGACUCUGCUAAAAACUUAAAGCCUGGCACUCCGGCAGCAAUAAUGACUUUUGGAAGUUAUGCUGAAUUCACCGCGGUACCUUCAAAGCACAUCCUUCCUGUGGAAAGACCAGAUCCAGAAGUUGUUGCCAUGCUCACAUCAGGAUUGACAGCAUCUAUAGCUUUAGAAAAGGCGGCUCAAAUGGAAUCAGAAAAAGUAGUUCUUGUCACUGCUGCUGCAGGAGGCACCGGGCAGUUUGCUGUUCAGCUCGCUAAACUAGCUGGAAAUAAGGUUGUUGCAACUUGUGGAGGCAAAGAAAAGGCCAAGCUUUUGAAAGAUUUAGGAGUCGAUCGAGUCAUUGACUAUAAAGAAGAAAAUAUCAAAACUGUUCUAAAGGCUGAGUUCCCUAAAGGUGUUGAUAUCGUCUAUGAGUCUGUUGGUGGUGAAAUGUUUAAUCUAUGCUUGAACGCUUUGGCAAACUAUGGUCGACUUGUUGUGAUCGGAAUGAUUUCUCAGUAUCAAGGAGAACAUGGGUGGAAGCCAGGAAAUUAUACAGGGUUAUGUGAAAAGAUUCUGAGCAAAAGCCAGACUGUGACUGGCUUUUUCUUAGUACAAUAUGCUCACCUCUGGCAGCAGCAUUUAGAUAAGCUCGUUCGUCUUCACUCCUCGGGAAAGCUCAAGGUUGCAGUCGAUCCAAAACCAUUUUUAGGCAUUAAUUCGGUUGCUGAUGCAGUUGACUAUCUUCAUUCUGGUAAAAGUGUUGGCAAGGUCGUUGUUUGCAUUGACCCAUCGUAUGGUCAACUCCUAGCAAAAUUAUGA
This is a messenger RNA of Fraxinus pennsylvanica, 1902 nucleotides long. The record is from the annotation of a GenBank genome assembly. Lineage: Eukaryota; Viridiplantae; Streptophyta; Magnoliopsida; Lamiales; Oleaceae.